Molecule: messenger RNA, 3167 nt
Organism: Rhagoletis pomonella (apple maggot)
Lineage: Eukaryota; Metazoa; Arthropoda; Insecta; Diptera; Tephritidae
Exons: 2
Coding region: 2511-2888 (125 amino acids)
Source: RefSeq, a predicted model, not a curated record
GUGUACGUACGACGGUAGGUAGUGAUGAUUAGGGGUGGAAUCUCAAGCAUGCAGCACCCUUAGCGCCAGACAGCUGCCCGUUAUGUACACAUACACAUGCUCGUUGCUCUCAGCCAGCCAAGGUGUUAGCAGCAGCAGCAGCUGCAGCUGCAAGAAACUUCCUGCAUGUGGGAAGGGGGCUAAAGUGUAUGGCCUCCGGCGGCAGUGCUAGCGGCAGCGAUGACGACCACCGCGAAGUUUCACGCAAUUUUGUUAAGCUUCAGCAUUAGCGCGUCGACGACAAAACGCUACGGGCGUUUUCCGAACGAGUACUACGUCAACGAUGAUGAGAUGACGAACGUGCUCAGAGCAACCGAAGCUAAGAAGUUACUGUGGCUAAGAACAGUGCACGCUGGAGCAUUCGGACACUGCAUUGGAGUAUGCAACACAAGUGCAGAGUACCUACACGUCGUGUAAGCGUAAGCCGGAAAAUUACUCAUAAGCGAGCAACGACCGACGACCAACCGAGAUAUAGGGUAGACCAUAAACCAAAGCCAGCCGUCAAGUCGCUACGACCGCGACCGUAAGGUUGUUGACGCUGCUGGGAAGAAAGUGUAUGCUUUUUACGAGUCAUAAAUCACACGCUGAGUGCCAUUGGAACGUAGUGUAUGCAUUCAGCUGCGCAGGACAUUUCCAGCACAGUAAUGGCGGCCAGCCAACGACCAGCAACAUAAAUGUCAUCGACAACAACGACGCAAACCCGGCAAGGACGACGACCAGGAGGAUGUGAAUGCAACCGCAAAAACAUGCAACAACAUAAUGACCAUCUUAGAGAGCCCUGAACGGUGGGGUUUUUUAAUGUAUAUACACAAUAAUCAAUGAACCCUACGAUGAACGACCUCGGCGGCGAAAAACGGCGAUGGCUACGCCACCGACCAGCUAGUUGUAGACGAGCUCGCUGAACGGCGCAAAAGAUUGUACGAAUAGACUUUUUAUUAAAUGUUGCAACGUAGUUAGUAGCAAUAUUGUGGUAUUACUUCGGUAGAGGGGAAAGGGGUAUUGUCAGACGAAAAGCGCAUAAUAACAUGCUGCCUUGGCUUUCACUCUGCGGUGUGGAGGUGGUUGUUUAAAUUGCGAUUUUCUUUUUUUUUCAAGCCAGCCAUUGUAUGCAAGAAAAAAUUCACUAUAUGGCGUUGAAGUGAAAUGUGGCAACAUAGCAAACUUAUGUAUAUAUAUGCACGGUAUGAAAAUUGGUUGCGUAUUGGGCGAGUUGCAGGAAAGAAGAGGCGUACAAUAGCGUUUGUAAAGUAAAGAAAAUAAUAUUUUCGGUUGUGGUAAAUACAUAUGAAAUAAGAGAAAAUUUUUGGGAAAAUAUGGCAAUGAAAAAUUUUCGGAAAGCAUUAUGUAACAAGUCGAAAUUGUUUACGGGUUAAUCUCAAAUAUGAUUUCUAUAAAAACAGAAAAAUUUUCACCUUGCGGCCACAAAAUUCUGUACGUACAGACUUGUCAACAAUUAAAAGUAGAAGACAAUUAAGUAAUAAAAUAGUUAUUCAGCUUUCUAUUUAUAUUUUAACGAUCCUAGUUGUAAAUUGCUUACUUGAUGAACUUUAGUAUGGUUGACUUUAACUAGGGCUUAACGUGCAGUGAUGAUAUCUAGAGACUGCAGAAAAAUUAAAAGAUUAUUUUAAAAUUUAAUAGGUUUGUUUUUUUUUUUUGCUAGCCCAUGAGUGCCUGACAGUGUCCAUUUUGUUGGUUCUCGUACUUUUGAGAGCCACUUUGAAAGAGUAAUUUUUGUUUUUCACUAGCCCGAGAUCACCCGAACAAUUUUUCCGGGCGAGUUUGUGAAAACUGUCAAACUGCCAGAAGAAGAGGAAGAAUUAUAAAAAUUCAAAUUUUAACCAAUAAAUAUUGCUGUUUUUCUUUGAUUGAUAAGUGAAGAAACCCAACGUUAUUGCGUUCGUUGGCCACGUUUAGUUUCGGCUUGGGUUUUCAACGUUCUCGUGGUUCGGGGCAGUAUAUUCACUUUAGUGAGAGCAUUUGCCCGAAAAUGUAAAAAACAAACCUUAUGAUUCACCCCCUUUUUGCGUACUCCUUGAGAAAUCUCUGAGCUUCGUAAGAAAUGUAGUGAACUAACUACCUUGCCGGGCUUUAAGGCCAAAUUAGAUUCUGCUCAUUAAAAAAAAUAAUAAUUGCAAGCCAUAUUUGACUGCCGAAAAUUGAUUUUCUGCAAUUUAAAUUGAAAAGGAUUGCCGACAAAGACAAAAUUUCGAAACCAACAAAAACAACGCAUACCUACUCAUCUGAACGUCCGUUCAAUCCAUUCCUUCCAACUGACUUACAACAGCCAGUCGCCAAAAGUCAGGCAAGCAGCAUAUUGUAUUUUCUCGAAGCAGGCGAUUGUAUGUGAAUUGGAUUGGAUUGGGUUUCAUGUAGGUAUCCAACAAACAACAUUGCAAUUGCAGCAGCAACUACGAGAAAUUGCUGUUAGCAAGCAAAAAAGCAGCAACAACUACAAAACCAAAGCCAAGCCAAUGGAGUCAAGCCAGUCGUUGGGCAAUACUAGGAACUCGGCACUCGGCGGCACCAGUUACCAGCAAACAAUCAACCUAUGUAGUAGCGCGAACCAGCCAGUAAAAGGCAACCAACCAACCGUACCGACAACGAUGACGGCAACAGGGACGUACGCGGCGAAUGCCACACCACCAACAACUUGGGGGCAUUUGCAGCAGACUGUGAGAAAGUUUCAAUGGAAUGCAGUCAAACAGCAAUUUGAGUGCAACAUAAAAACAACGCAAGCGGCAACAACAACAACAACAAUGCAAGCGACAGCAAAACAAUUGAAGUGGCAGCAAAACCAAAAGCAACACCAGCAACAACAACAUCAACAAAUGCUACUCAUACUUGACUAAACGAAUUGCUGCAACCAGAGGCAACCGACUCGCUGGCGCAACGCUUGAACGAGUGCGCUUGCAUACGCCAGAAAGAGUUGGCAACAACGAACGGGGCAACCAGCCAUGCAAUGCAAGAAGAACCAUCAAUGGAAACAUGAAAAAGUCGAGUUGAUGAUUUUGUGUGGAGUGCAUGCACACACACAUACGUGCACUACCACCCAACAAUAGCGCUAGAUGGUUUUUUUUACAUCCCGUGACGAAAAAAGUGUAAAAAACGUGCAUACAUACAUACAUACA